Messenger RNA from Linderina pennispora, 1344 nucleotides. Its product is annotated as aldehyde dehydrogenase. The transcript is spliced from 3 exons. Gene Ontology annotation, molecular function: aldehyde dehydrogenase (NAD+) activity. Gene Ontology annotation, cellular component: cytoplasm. The coding region runs from base 1 to 1344 and encodes 447 amino acids. Gene Ontology annotation, biological process: aldehyde metabolic process. The record is from RefSeq and is a predicted model, not a curated record. Lineage: Eukaryota; Fungi; Kickxellomycota; Kickxellomycetes; Kickxellales; Kickxellaceae.
AUGGCCACAAGCACGAUUGACCUUGAAAAGCAGGAGCUGGCUUUCACGCCAGUGUCGAAAAUCAGCACUAUAGUGGCAGACCUGCGCGGUGCAUUCGCCGAGGACAUAAUGCGGCCGGUCAGCUACCGCAAGCAGCAGCUGCAGGCGCUGCUGGAGGGUGUGCGCCAGCACUCCGACCUGCUCGCCCAAGCACUGUAUCUUGACCUACAUCGGUGCAAGGAAGAAGCACUGCUCUACGAUAUCCAGGCUGUGGAAUUCGAGAUCGGGCAGGCACUAGCCAACAUCGACACAUGGGUUAGGCCAGAGCAUAAUCGGCUGGCAAGCGACCAGACAGGGUUCCUGACGAGCUCGAUGGAGGUGCGCAAGGAGCCGCUGGGCUGCGUGGUAAUUAUCAGCCCAUGGAACUUCCCGGUGCGGCUGACGCUCCUGCCGCUUAUCGGUGCACUGGCAGCGGGCAAUACUGUGGUGGUGAAGCCAGUCGGAGGUGGCGCCUACGUGCUUCGGACGAGCCUGGAUGCACGUGUCCUGCAGACCACCGAGCUGCUGAAGCAAAAGUUCGACCACUUUUUCUACACGGGCAAUGGCGCAGUGGGCAAGAUUGUGGCCAAGGCUGCCGCCGAGCAGCUGGCAGGUGUGACGCUGGAGUUGGGCGGCAAGUCGCCGGCAAUUGUUCAUAAUGAUGUGGCGGAUUUGGGCCCGACGGCAAUGCGGCUGGUGUGGGCAAAGCUCAUGAAUGCCGGGCAGGCGUGCGUGGGGCUGGAUUAUCUGCUGGUGCAGCGCUCGAUCAAGGACAAGCUGGUGGAGCUGCUUACAGAGGUUGUGCACAAGGCGUACACGCGCACGCCGCAGAAGUCGGCCGAAUACGGACGCAUCAUCAACCAGCGGCACUGGCAGCGGCUGACGGACGCGCUGGCAGCAUCCAGCGGCACGGUGGUGCCCAUUGUGGAUGACGUGGCAGACAAGGCCGACCGGUACAUUCCUCCAACACUCGUCGACAACGUCACUGCGUCAGACUCACUGAUGCGCGACGAGCUGUUUGGGCCGAUACUGCCGAUAAUCACAUACGAUACGCUGGAUGAGGCACUCCAGAUCGUCAACUCACGCGACCAGCCGCUGGCACUGUACGUGUUUGCCAGCGACAAAACCAGCGAGUAUGUGCUUCAGCACACGCGCUCGGGCGGCGCCAUAGCCAACGAUGCCAUGUUCCAUCUGGCAGCGCACAACUUCCCGUUCGGCGGUGUCGGCCCGUCGGGCGUCGGCAACUACAUGGGCAGGUAUUCGUUCGAGACGUUCUCGCACAAGCGGUCGGUGAUGAAGCGCCCGCUGUGGUUCCCGCCGGCCUAG